Messenger RNA from Ostrea edulis (European flat oyster), 2200 nucleotides. RefSeq lists its product as uncharacterized. Lineage: Eukaryota; Metazoa; Mollusca; Bivalvia; Ostreida; Ostreidae. The transcript is spliced from 2 exons. The coding region runs from base 612 to 1589 and encodes 325 amino acids. The record is from RefSeq and is a predicted model, not a curated record.
UCUCCGGAAUAUUGAUUCGACUUUUGGAAUUACAGACUUGUUUAACAUUAUAAUCGUAAAAAGGAUUGUUCUCUCUUAAUGUUAACUGAGAAAAUACGACUCGUGAACAAAAUUGAAUAACUCGCACAGCCAUUCCACAAUGAGAAUUGUAUGCAUAAUUGAGUGAUCGUUUGGAGAAGCAAAUAAAUUCCCUUAUCCAGGGAAAGGUGUGGGGUUGAUAAAGCGGGGGAAAUGAUAUUAUAGUAUAAAGUUCCAGGGUCUGAUAAUUUUGUUCAGUGAUCAUAUGUGACAACGCAUUUUAUCUCUUGUGCAAACACUCGUCAGCGACAAGUUUUGUGAAGCGCUUAAAUGAUACACGCUGGGUUGUGAUUGUAAUUCGCCUAAUCGAUGUAAAGAAGAUAUAUUGGUGUUCGUGAUUUGUGUGUUUUAAUUUCCAUAUGAUAGCGAAAUAAUCCCUCUCCGGGUAUUAGGUAAAUACUUCAUUCACCGUGUGAGCGGUAGUAUGUUUCUAGUUUCGGAGAACUCGUGUUCGGACCAUGGACUAAAUCAUAUAACCUAACAGAAGAGGAGUCGCAAUAAGGAGAAUUGAUGAUAGAAGAACGUACUAGUAUAUGAACAUGGACAACUCGCCACAAAUUGAACUGAUAGAUGUCAAAAAGAAAUCCCCCCGAAAAGAUGGAAAAUCUUCAAAAUAUAGAAUGGGUGAGGGUGAGAGACGACUUCCCCGGCCGGUGGUGUUCUGGAGCGAGAACGAGAGGGACGCCUUCAGACGAAACAAGAUCGUGCAGACGAGAUAUAACAUGCUGAUGGAUGACAUCGAGAAUCAGAAGAAAACGACACAGAAGACACAUCGCCACGAGGCGCACAAGUACCACGUGCGCAGCGGAAGGAUACGCCAGGAGUGUCAGCGAAUUCAAAACGAGGUAACUGAAGAUUCGGAAGAUCCCGAACCGGACGUGAAUAAGGGAUCCGGCGAGGACAGUGACUGGGAAAAUCAGAGUGAUUCGGACUCAGAUGACAGACGCGAGAAAUCCAGGAUUAUAACGAAACAUAAGAGACCGUCCGUGAAGUUUUCUGUGUACAAAGAAUACAUACCGAACGAUGACAAAUGUUCACCAGUGGUAGGGGACACAAACUGUGCGUUCUCUUCGGCAAAACGAAGUUUGUCAGCGUCUGCGACCAUUCGGAAAGCCCCAGAUCUACCCGGUUCUAUUGAUAAAAGAGCACAUAGUACAAUACCCGCGGUUCACGCAGUGUUAGACGAUGAAGAACGCCCCAAAUCGUCUCCCGCUAGUUCUAAAAAUAACAAGUGCUCGAAUCAAAAGAAAUUCCACAAACCCAAUAAGCUGUUCUUUGAUAAGUCUAUAGCGGCGUACGAACUGCGAAAAGAACUGCAGAAACUGGCCAGGUUACGAAAACAGGGGUCUGUGUCAACAAGUUAUACCGUGACGGACGCGCUCCGAGACGAACGAGAAAGGUACGAAGCCAGCCAGGCACGAGUGAGUCAAUAUCUACAGAGGCUGGAGUCCGAGGCGAUAAAUAAUGACGUCACAAAUCAGUGGAAGCAACAGGAUCAUGGGAUAGCGUAGACGAUUUUAUAGACCAAGGUUCGAUUUUUUUUUUGGUGAACUGAAUACUUCAGUAUCCAAAACGGAAGUGACAUAACAUUGGGAUAUAAGAGUGAAAUGGUGGUUUAUACCACCUAAUAAUACGAUCAUGUGUUUCAAAUAUGAUUGUGAGGCAACAGUGUAAAGUAAGUCCCGAAAUGACCUAGUGCGAUCAUGUGACAAUAUUGAGUGAUCGGAAAGCUUGUUCAGUAACCAAUCGUCUGCUCACACAUCUUGUUCAAUAACUAAUCAUCUGCUCACCAAUCUUGUUCAAUAACUAAUCGUCUGCUCAAACAUCUUGUUCAAUAACUAAUCGUCUGAUUACACUUCUUGUUCAAUAACUAAUCGUCUGCUCAAACAUCUUGUUCAAUAACUAAUCGUCUGAUUACACUUCUUGUUCAAUAACUAAUCGUCUGCUCAAACAUCUUGUUCAAUAACUAAUCGUCUGCUCGCACUUCUUGUUCAAUACCUUUUCGUCUGCUCACACUUCUUGGCGGUUAUGCUGCUGAGAUGGAGGACACAUUUUAGAAUUGCAAAGGGCAUUUAUGUCAACGGCAUUAUGUAGAAUAAGAAUAAAAGGGAAAAUAAAGAAA